ACACAAAUUAAUUCACAAAUACUUAUACACAUAACAUUAAACUUGGUAAAAAAAAAAUUUGAAAAUCUCGAUCCUCGAAAACUACCGAUUAAUUCUCCUGAUUAAUAUCUAUCCAGAUUAUCAUUUAAUAAAACGUGCAAGAUUUUGCAUCUUACAACAUAAAAAUUAAAAAAUCUGGUUUAAAAAAUAAAAUGGCCGCCUCGUCAUCAUCAUCAUCAUCAUCGCAAUGUAGCCGAUUAUUCGCCAUCAUGGCUAUUGUCGUCAUAAUUUUGAAUGUUACAUUAUUCAUGCCAAUAGUAUCGGCACGUUAUCUACCGACACGAAGUAAUGAUCAAUUGCGACGGCAAGAAAUCAAAGAAAUUUUACGUCUUCUUUUAGAUUUACCCGGUGAUGAAACCAUUUCAUCACAAAGAGAUUCACAAUUAGGAUGGAUGAAUGGAGGCCGUGAAGCAGCAUAUGAUAUGAAUUCAGCAAUACGUGUUGCACGUAAUAUUCAAGGAACUGAUGUUGCUGGAACCGAUUCAAUGAUGGCUAAUAAUCAAAGAUCAAAACGAUCAACAUUAUUAAAAUCUGGUUGAAAAACGAAAAAAAAAUGAACUCACAACAACAACAACAACAAAAAACCAAAACAAAACAAAAUAAUACAUACAAAUAGAUAAAAGUGUUCAAAAACAGUUAUCUAUUAUUAUACUACAACCUUCUUGAAAAAAAAUAAUCAAAUAAUCGAUCAAUAAUUGUGAAUUGACAUCUUCUAGUAGUUUAAUUUAGUAAUGAUGAUAGUUUCUUUUUGCCAUUCUCUCAUUUAUUGUAUUUGUAUUGUUAUUUUUUAUUCCAUUUGCUUCACAAACAAAAUACACACACACAUUGAUGAUGAAAUGUAAAGUUUUUGGAUAAAUAAGAAAAAAUUAAAAAAAAUACAACAAAUUCAAUCAUUUUUUGGAUCAUGAUCAACAUUUGGAUUCCAUGAUUUAAUAAUAAAAUCAAGAAUUAUUGUUAUUCUGAAUACGAUCUUUUAUUCAACAUUCCAAAAAAAAAAUCACAAUAAUAAUUUUCAAACCAGAAAUAAAUGAAUGCUAAAAAAAUA
Dermatophagoides farinae (American house dust mite) is the source of this 1084-nucleotide messenger RNA. RefSeq lists its product as uncharacterized. Lineage: Eukaryota; Metazoa; Arthropoda; Arachnida; Sarcoptiformes; Pyroglyphidae. The record is from RefSeq and is a predicted model, not a curated record.